GUCAACGAGUUCACAGUCAUCAGGAAGAAGUUCAAGUGCCCGUACUGCAGUUUUUCGGCCAUGCAUCAGUGCAUCCUGAAGAGACACAUGCGAUCCCACACGGGAGAGAGGCCCUAUCCCUGCGAGAUCUGCGGGAAGAAGUUCACCCGCCGGGAGCACAUGAAGCGACACACCUUGGUCCACAGCAAAGACAAGAAAUACGUCUGCAAAGUGUGCAACCGAGUGUUCAUGUCGGCGGCCAGCGUGGGGAUCAAGCACGGCUCUCGCCGCCACGGGGUUUGUGCCGAUUGCUCCGGCCGAGGCAUGGCCGGUCACCUGGACCACAACGGAGGAGAAGGCUCUCCAGACGAGUGCUACCCCGGGGAAGGGCAGUACAUGGAAGACCCCGAUGACAUCAAAGUGGAAGGAGACGAGGAGAUGGGAGACGACGACGACAUCAAGUGGAAGGACGACGUGGGCAUGUCACAAGAUGAUGUGAUUUUAGAUGACGACAAAGACGUCGACUCUCCGCAGGAGCAGGACAACUCUGGGGAGAACGACAAGGAUUUUACCUGGAUUUCUUAGGGAUAUUAUUAUUUUUUUUUUCUUUUGGUUUUUGUUCCGCUCUGUUGUUUGUAGGGGGAGGGAGGGCGGGGGAGGACAGAGUAUGUUGGAAAAAAAGAAAAAAAAGCAAAACUAAGUAGCCUUGUUGUCGUCCAUGUGUGCAAAAUAACUCUUGUGUUUUCUAAACGAGUCCUUUCUCUGUUCCACACGCGGAUACUGUCUGUGCAACGACUGACUUUGCCUUCCCCCCUCUCCCUGCCCCUCUGGCCCUGAGCCGGCCGCGUUGCAUCCGAGGGAGGGAGAGCUUCUGCCGCGCCGUGGGUGAAGCAUGAGUCCUCCAACCCUUCCCACCAGGGAGAUUUUUGUGUCCAAAGCAGGUUUUUUUGGUGGUUGUUGGUUUGGUUUCUUUUUUUUUUUUUUUUUUUCUUUAACACCUUGUCUGUGUGGUAAAAUCCCAGCAGCAGUGGAAUUACAAGCUGACGUUGUGAAAGCAAAUGGAUGUAUGUGUUGGAGGGCUUCCCUGGAUGGUACAGGCCUUUUUUUUGCAAAAAGUUAUUUAAAGAGAGUUUUUAUUAUUUUUUAUGGAGCCGAAUAGAUCAAAAGGCAAGUCAGAUUACAGCCUUACAAAUUCUUUUCUUAGAUUCUUAGCUUCCAAAAGAGUCACCAUCAAAGAGAGAAAGAUUAUGACGUUUCUUGGACCUACUGGCGUCUUUCCCACAUCCCGUCUUCCAGCCUUGGUUAUCCGCGGUCGCUGAAACGCGUGUUGGUGCUUCCAGAAGCACCCUCUGCUCUAAAGGACACAGGUAAUUCUCUACCUGUCGCUCUUCUCCGCAGAUAUUGUCACUUUUCUCCCUUUGCUCAGCUGCCUUUUUCGUAAAUAUAUGCAAACCGUAACAAAACCGAGGCGUUUUAGCAAAGCGCAGGACGAGCUGGGCCACAGGGGAAGCCGAGGUGAGGAGAUCCUAGCUGGCUGGAAAUCUUGCUGCUCCCCUCCCGUAGGCUUUGCUGGGGCCAAGAUUUCACCUGGGAACACUGUUCUUCCUUGCCAAUCUGAAAAUUCUCCUUCAUCACUAGGAGGCAUAAGACCUACUUAAUUCAUGAAACAAACCUUCAGCUUCAGCUGCACUGGUUCCUUGUAAAUUUUCGAAUAAACCUGGGGUUUUUUCUUUAUAUAUAUAAAUAAGAACCAGGUUUCUCUCCCAGCGUCUCCCAACAGACUCUGUGGGGCUGCUCCAGGUAGUUGGGUUCUCCUUGUUCAUAUCGGCCACUGUUGCCUUCUUCCAGCUCGAUGACAACAGCAACAAAGCGCGGUUAGAAGUGUCUUGUUCCUGAGGAAAAAGCUCCUUUUACCCUUCACCUCUUUGCUUCUGGUGCUUUUAAAAACAAACAAACAAACAAAAAAAAGCUGAAGACCUCGCUCUUUCCUUGCCGUGGAGCAAUUUUAUAUGAUGUCUGUGGUGAUGGGAUUUUGAAACCUGCCACAAAAGACACAACCCAGAAAAGCCAAAUGCCUAAAGGUGCUAUUUUUCCCCCCGUGGUGGGAGAGGUGAUCCCUGCGGGGUGAGAGGUCUUGCAGGUCCCGUGGUCCUUACCCAAAAGCGUGGUUCCACCCAGCAAAGGAAAUAACCAAGUAUUUUGUACAAUAAACCCCUGUAAAGCAAAUAAUCUGGAAGGAUUUAAGCCACUCGGUGCUGGAAUUUGGUGGAGCGUGGCGGGAGCUUUUGUCUUGGCACCUGCAGUAGCCAGGUCCUUAUUCAUUCCCCGAUUUCAGGGUCCCAUCCUGGGUUUAUGGCAUUUAUUCCUGGAUUAUUAUGGGUUUAUUCCUUUCUUGGCUCUUCAGUUCCUUAAAAUAUUCACCACCUUUUUGGUGCCCAUCACCCCAGUUUGCACUGGCGAUGGCCGUCACUGGGAGCCUCUAGAAGCUCCUGCUGGGUCGCUUUGGGUGCACGUCAGGGAUUUGGAAACGUGGGUUUUUCCUAAAAUCCUCUGUUUCAGCCCCGUGAGCACCAUCUGCUGCUCCUUAGGAUUGAAAAGUUAAGCGGGACUUGUUGCUUUUAGCCAGUGAGGAUGGAUAACCCUCUUCUUUAAAUCCUUAAAGAGCGAAAGGGUCGUGUAGAAACACUUAAUUAAACUGUAAAAAAAAAAAAUAUAAUCUAAUUUUGCAUUUUAACUUCUCGUAAAGCCCUCCUGCUGUAUUUAAAAAAAAAAAAAUAUCUCAGUAUUUUACAAUUGGGCCUUUGUACACGUGUUUCCAGCAGCGGUAGCGGUUGUGGGGGGGUCCCAGAGCAAGGUCACUGUUCCCUUACCCUGACUUUUGCCUCUCGGAGUGUGGGCUCUGUAUUUAUUACCAUU
Molecule: messenger RNA, 2895 nt
Organism: Calidris pugnax (ruff)
Lineage: Eukaryota; Metazoa; Chordata; Aves; Charadriiformes; Scolopacidae
Product: zinc finger and BTB domain-containing protein 46-like
Exons: 2
Coding region: 61-564 (167 amino acids)
Biological process (GO): regulation of transcription by RNA polymerase II
Cellular component (GO): nucleus
Molecular function (GO): DNA-binding transcription factor activity, RNA polymerase II-specific; RNA polymerase II cis-regulatory region sequence-specific DNA binding
Source: RefSeq, a predicted model, not a curated record